AUGAUUGCACUGCUACCUUGCACAACCACUGCUGCCAUUCUAUUCAGGAGGUACCUCCUGUUGGCACUGACUUCGUGUUUAUUCUGGAACAUGUUUGGCUUGAGUGCAGCUACGGACUCUAAACCAAAUAUACUUCUGUUUCUGGCUGACGAUCUUGGCAUUGGAGAUAUAGGUUGUUAUGGGAACAAUACCAUAAGGACCCCGAACAUUGACCGCCUGGCAAGAGAAGGAGUGAAACUUACUCAGCACAUCGCUGCAGCUCCGCUUUGCACUCCGAGCAGAGCAGCUUUCCUCACUGGCAGAUACCCCAUUAGAUCAGGGAUGGCAUCCAGCAAUAGGUACCGGGCACUGCAGUGGAACGCCGGGUCAGGAGGGCUCCCUGCUAAUGAAACAACGUUUGCCAGGCUGCUGCAGCAACAAGGCUAUACCACUGGACUGAUAGGAAAGUGGCAUCAAGGUGUAAACUGUGAAUCCUUCAAUGAUCACUGUCACCAUCCUCUCAGUCAUGGGUUUGACUACUUUUAUGGUAUGCCUUUUACACUUCUAAACAACUGUCAAGAAAACAAACCUCCAGAGCUGGAUGUAGCCCUUCAAGCUAAACUAUGGCUUUACAGUCAGAUAAUUACCCUUGCUGUGCUCACUCUCGCUGCUGGAAAACUGACUGGCUUGAUUUCCAUCCGCUGGAAGAUAAUUGCCUGUUUUACUUUGGUGGGCAGCCUUUUCUUCAUUUCGUGGUACUCCAGUUACGGCUUUGUGCAGUAUUGGAACUGCAUCCUGAUGAGGAACCACGAUGUCACUGAGCAGCCGAUGAGGUUAGAGAGGACUGCUGCUCUCAUGCUGAAGGAGGCAGUGUCAUUUAUCAAAAGAAACAGGCACAGACCAUUCCUCCUCGUAGUUUCCUUUUUACAUGUUCACACCCCCCUCUUUACCACGGCAAAAUUUAUUGGAAAGAGCCGUCAUGGUUUAUAUGGAGACAAUGUAGAAGAAAUGGACUGGAUGGUGGGCAAAAUUAUGGAUUCGCUUGACAAAGAAGGUUUGAAAAAUCAUACAUUCACAUACUUUGCCUCUGAUCAUGGAGGACACUUGGAGGCUCAGGAUGGAUCUGACCAGCUAGGUGGCUGGAAUGGUAUUUAUAAAGGUAGGAAAAACGCUAUGACUUCACAUGAAGAUAAUCCAUACAGAACAGAGUAA
This is a messenger RNA of Leptosomus discolor (cuckoo roller), 1191 nucleotides long. The record is from RefSeq and is a predicted model, not a curated record. Lineage: Eukaryota; Metazoa; Chordata; Aves; Leptosomiformes; Leptosomidae.